CUUGGCACGUUCAGUCCAGACUGAGCAAUCGAUACCGAGCUCGUUCACCUUAGUGCGGCAAGGGCGGUUGGACUUUAAACUUUUCUGUUAAAGUUAAACGAGCUUAUCUAUACUCGUUCACCAUGGCAACCUCGUUGAAGCUUAACACCGGGGCAAAUAUGCCCAUCGUUGGUCUGGGCACGUGGAAGUCUCCUCCAGGUAAAGUGGCAGAAGCUGUCAAAGCGGCCAUUGCUGCAGGCUACAGACACAUUGAUGGGGCUAUGGUGUACCAAAACGAAACUGAGGUCGGAGAGGGAAUUGAGGCUAUGAUAAAAGAAGGACUGGUUAAAAGAGAAGAGCUGUUUGUGGUCAGCAAGCUCUGGUGCACCUUUCAUGACAAGUCCCUAGUAAAGGGUGCCUGUCAGAAGACUUUAAGUGACCUGAAGUUGGACUACCUGGAUCUUUACCUGGUUCACUGGCCAAUGGGCUUUAAGGUGACAAAAAAAAUUUUAUAUUCUAAUUCGUGGUUGCAUUCAGUGUUGGUGCUUGUUCUUGAAUCCAAGAAUUUUCACAACAAUGUCAUUGUUGCUUUUCAGGCCGGGUCAGAGCUGUUUCCACUGGACUGCGAGGGGUUAACCAUCAGUGACAAUACCAAGUUUUUGGACACCUGGGAGGCCAUGGAGGAGUUAGUUGAUGCCGGCUUGGUGAAGGCCAUCGGUAUCUCUAACUUCAAUCGAGAGCAAAUUGAAUCUAUCCUAAACAAACCAGGGCUCAAGUACACACCUGCCAACAAUCAGGUUGAGUGCCAUCCGUAUCUGACUCAGGAGAAACUGAUCAGCUACUGUCAGUCCAAAAACAUUACAGUGACUGCGUAUAGUCCUCUGGGAUCACCAGACAGGCCAUGGGCCAAACCAGAAGAUCCCUCACUGCUUGAAGAUCCAAACAUCAAAGCCAUAGCAGAGAAGCACAAAAAGACCACCGCCCAGGUCCUGAUCCGCUUCCAGAUUCAGAGGAAUGUGAUUGUCAUCCCCAAGUCUGUUACACCUCAGAGGAUUCAAGAGAACUUUAAAGUCUUUGAUUUUGAACUGAGCGAAGAGGAGAUAAAGACCAUCUUGGGCUUUAACAGGGACUUCAGGGUUUGUCCAAUGCAUUGGGGGGUGAAGCACAAAGACUACCCAUUUAAUGCUCAAUUUUAAAACAACAUGCCCAAAAAGAUGUUGGGUCAGAUUAGAUUUCUGGUAUUAUUGCACUGGCCUUUGAUUUAAUGUGAAAAUGUUCUUUAUUGGGCAAAACGCAGUAUGCUGUUACUGAAAAAUAGUAAACCGUAAGAGUUCAGUCUUGAUGUGUUGAAUUUCAAAAAUUGAAGCACACAAGUCUUGUAUAGCAACAGCUUUAUGAAUGAAAUGCACUUGCUAAAAUGUCAAUACCAUCAACUGUAGACUUACAGUCUUGUUUGUUUGUGUUAAUGCAUUGAAAAUGUAAAACUGUUACAGUGCACAGGCUUGCAUGGCUCUUCCAUAAAAUGUCUCAGAACCCCCAAAAUUAUUAAAGAAAUGUUCAAGAAACGUA
Molecule: messenger RNA, 1548 nt
Organism: Triplophysa dalaica
Lineage: Eukaryota; Metazoa; Chordata; Actinopteri; Cypriniformes; Nemacheilidae
Product: aldo-keto reductase family 1 member B1-like
Exons: 9
Coding region: 123-1175 (350 amino acids)
Cellular component (GO): cytosol
Molecular function (GO): aldose reductase (NADPH) activity
Source: RefSeq, a predicted model, not a curated record